GUACCUACGCAGGUUCCGUCAGAUGAAGCUGAAGCUGCUGCAGCGUUGGAGCUUCCAGAUCCUGAAGGGGCUGCAGUUCUUGCACUCACGCUGCCCCCCCAUCCUGCACCGAGACCUCAAGUGUGACAACGUCUUCAUCACUGGACCCUCCGCCUCCGUCAAGAUCGGAGACCUGGGCCUCGCCACGCUCAAGAAGGCCUCGUUCGCUAAGAGUGUUAUCGGGACCCCAGAGUUCAUGGCUCCGGAGAUGUAUGAGGAGAAGUAUGAUGAGGCUGUGGACGUUUACGCCUUCGGCAUGUGCAUGCUGGAGAUGGCGACGUCUGAGUAUCCGUACUCCGAGUGUCAGAACGCCGCCCAGAUCUACCGCAAAGUCACCAAUGGAAUCAAACCCAACAGUUUCUCCAAAGUGAAAGUCCCCGAGCUGAAGGAAAUUAUUGAAGGCUGCAUUCGAACCAACAGCAAUGAGAGGUUCACGGUUCAGGACCUGCUGGAUCACCGGUUCUUCCAGGAGGAGCUGGGAGUCCACGUGGAUCUGGCCGAGGACGACGACGGCUCGAAGGUGGCUCUGAAGCUCUGGCUCAGGAUGGACGACAACAAGAAGCUCCACGGGAAAUACAAAGACAACAACGCCAUCGAGUUCCUGUUCGAGCUGUACAAAGACGUCCCCGAGGAGGUUGCCCAGGAGAUGGUGGUGUUGGGAUUCGUGUGUGAGGCAGACUAUAAGCUUGUUGCCAUGGCGAUCAGACACAGAGUGACGGCUAUAAAGCGUCAGCGGGAGAAACAGCACCGCCUGCUGGAGGAGAACCGCCAGAAGGAAGCCGUCAUUGAGGAAGAAUCUGAUCCCGCCCCCCAUUCACCUGAAGCGGCCAAUCAGAAGUCUGCAGCCGCCACAAGCUCGUCUGCUGGGAAGGUGGCCAGUCAGCCCUUCCCCACCUGGAUCCAAGCCCCGCCCUCUGUAAGGACGACAUCUUCGACGCUGUCAUGGAGCAGCCCGGUGGAUUCUGGGAUCGGCAGUGUCUCCAGUCGGACGGAAGGAGACCGAGACGAGGAGGACGACAAGAUCUCCAAACAUACCUCAUAUUCCUCCGCUACAUCGGACUGUGAGAUGGACACCUCCUUCGGUUCCUUUGGGGUCCCAGAUAAGGUGGAAGCCACGCCCCCUCCAGUCACAAACCCCGCCCCCCUACCUUCUAUCCCUGCCCCUGCUCCGGUGGCUCAGGAAACUCCUCGACAUGAAGCUGCUCCUCCCCAUGUGACCCGGGCUCCAUUCAAAGGCCCGCCCCUCCCUGUGCUGCGUUUCCCCAAGGUAAACAGGGGGCGGGGCUAACGUAGAGGUAGGGGGCGCGGCUUCAGCUAUAACAGGAGUGAGAUAUUUGUUCUGUUUUACCCAGGAAGUACGCACAUAGGUGGAAAGUAAAGAAAGUAUUUAAAGGCGUACUGCACAGGAUUUGUCCGUCACUGUUUCUAAACGCAUCAUUCAGAUUCGGCCCCGCCUCCCCAGAGAGCGCAAGCACCUGUGGUCGAGCUACAUAGAGAAUGAAUAAGGAGAGUGACGUUAGCAAGAAAUAAAAUGUAUGUUUUCUGAUUGUUUCACAGCGGUUACGUUCUAAAGCACAAAUAAACAUUGACACGCCUCGGCACAACCCCGGAGGGUUAUUAAAAUACAGGCAGAUAAAGUCACGCCACAAAUAAUGUUUUCUGCUUUCCCUCCGAUGUUUCUAUGAUGCUUUGCUUUAACUCUCUGUGAUUUACAGAGUUUCAGAGACAUUAGCCAACAACUGGCCUUAGCUUGUUGUUAGCCACUUCAGCCGCUAACUAUGUGUUGCUGUAGUAUGUAUGUAGUUAGGUGACUGUGGUUGGACCGGGGGCUCAGAGCUCAGGGCUCAGAGCUCAUUAGCUCAUUAGCAGCAGUUAGCAGUUAGCUAACAGCUAUGAGUAAAUAUCCAUCUGUGAACUCUGUAAAUCCCUGA
Messenger RNA from Morone saxatilis (striped sea-bass), 1970 nucleotides. Its product is annotated as serine/threonine-protein kinase WNK4-like. The transcript is spliced from 7 exons. Gene Ontology annotation, molecular function: protein serine/threonine kinase activity; ATP binding; chloride channel inhibitor activity. The record is from RefSeq and is a predicted model, not a curated record. Bases 23 to 1327 code for a protein of 434 amino acids. Lineage: Eukaryota; Metazoa; Chordata; Actinopteri; Moronidae. Gene Ontology annotation, cellular component: cytoplasm; cytosol. Gene Ontology annotation, biological process: intracellular signal transduction; positive regulation of sodium ion transmembrane transporter activity; monoatomic ion homeostasis.